Molecule: messenger RNA, 9770 nt
Organism: Solea solea (common sole)
Lineage: Eukaryota; Metazoa; Chordata; Actinopteri; Pleuronectiformes; Soleidae
Gene: cep192
Product: centrosomal protein 192
Exons: 52
Coding region: 342-8594 (2750 amino acids)
Biological process (GO): centrosome-templated microtubule nucleation; mitotic spindle assembly; centriole replication
Cellular component (GO): pericentriolar material; centriole; cytoplasm
Molecular function (GO): protein kinase binding
Source: RefSeq, a predicted model, not a curated record
UUUCCGGGCGCUGUUUGGUCCUUGUACGAUCUGUUACACGGUUUGUUUUUCCACAACCGCCUUUAAAACUUUGCCGAAAGAAAGAAACACAACUCCAAUCACUGGAAGUUACUUUUGCAGCUCGACAGUAUGACAACGCUCUGCGUUGUUUCUCGUUUGUAAAGACGGAACUCCGAGUUUGGGGGGGGAACAGAGAGAAAGACGCCGUGUCUCGGCCCGCCUCUGGAGUAUUGAAUGUGAAUUGAAGUCCAACUAAUGCUAACGUUUAUGACGUUACAGAUGGGCUUCACCUGAGCUGAAAUUGAGCCACACCUGGCCGUCCAUCUUCUCCAUUUGAAACCAUGGCAGAGAGUUUUUUCAAGUUGGAAGAUGAAGUCCUCCCCAGUUUCCUCUGUGAGUCUAUGGACAGCUUCAGUGGCCGUGCCACAUUGGGGAAUGUGACACUGGGCUCAGGCCCAGGUCAACCAGUGGCCGCGUCUACAGUGGCCAAAGUCAGACCCAGAUUUGAUCUAAGAGAACAUCCUGAUGAGUCAUAUCUGGAUGACAAAGAUUUGAAGCGAUCCAGCUCACAGUCAUGUGUCGGAGAACAGCCUAAAUUUGCCCUCAGCUUUAAAGAUGACAUGGAAAAAGCAGAUGACUUCCUUGCAGCUCAUCGUAUUUCAGACAUGCUGGUGAAGAUUAGUCUGGAUGAGAGUGUUCCUCAAAAUCAAGGCACCAAGAUGAGUUUACCUCACAAACAGGUGGGCUCAGUCCACUGCUGGCCCACAGAACUCGAAACCGAUCUUUCAACAGGACUUCUGACACUUCCCCAUUUUGGUCAUAAAGACAGAACCAAUGCUAAGGCGGUACCAGCUGCAGUUGGAGAGGAUGGUGUGCAGAGUGAGGGAAUGGACAGUGACCAUUUCAGUGGCAGUAACUCAAGCUUCCUGGCUAAUGAGAAGCUCAUGUCUUUGAACAGUGACCUGACAGAUGAUGACACUGACCUGAACAAUUUGCCUGAUGAGCUGGAGAUGUACUUCAAUAAGCUGGUUCCUCCUGUCAUGCAGAGAGGCAGAGUGGAAGGCCAGGAGAUCCCUUCAACUGGCCUGCCUGCUGCUGCUGCUGAUGACUUAUCAAACAUACAUUCUGCAGAGCCAGAACAGUACAGGAAUCAGUUCCCUGAUAACUAUGAUCAGGAGGACUUCAGGAUGCCUGAUGUGCGUCUGGCUGCUACAGGUAUGGACUCCUGUCCUGCCAGUGAUGAGGACACUGAGGAUGAGCUUGAGUCUGCCAGAAGGAGCAAUUCUACCAGGACACGGCUUCUACCAAGCACCUCCAGACAAUUGGUUGGAGAGAGUAAUCGUCCCAGCUUCAGGCCAGGCUUAGAGGGAGGCAGUUCUGAUGAUGAGUCUUUCAGUGGCCGUAGUGGUCCAUUCGUGUCUGGGAUCGAACACAGACGAUCUGCUGAGGGACAAGUCAUCAACCCUCCUGUUACAGGGGAUGGAGGAGGUGGGGAUGGAAGCAGUGGCAGUGAGGAAAAUGGAAACUAUGGGGGUGCUUCGACCAUUCCUCUUGCAUCGACUAACGUCCAGACCGCUUAUGAUGUCCUCCGUGGGCUUGGGAUUGUGGGUAGCAGUGCUGCUGGUGAAGAUGAUGAUGAUGAUGAUGAUGAUCUAAAUAAUCUGGUUGUACAAGGAAGGAACAGCCUUUCCAGACACACUGAGAUGGGUGACCGGGUAGGUCCUGUGGGAACAGGGGAGGCCAGCUCUUCUCAGGGGGCAUCACAGGGAACACAGAGGCUCUCUCCUGUGAACUGGAGCAUGGUGCUGGACCGACAGGAAGCACUGGAUGCCAUGGGAAGCACAGAGCCUGGGCCCUCUGCUGACCGACUGCUGGAUUCAUUGUACCUCAGGAGUGGAACUGGACUCAGAAGACCCCAGGACUUUGCAAAUGCAUCCGUCUCGCAUCUUCAAGGCACCCAGGGAAGCUUCCACCUCUCCCAGGUGCAACUCCCAGAAUGCAGUGACAUGGAUGAGGAUGAGGAUGAUGGAGAAGAUGUACCUGAUGGUGCCAGGUCCUUCUUAGGCAUAAGGGGAGGGCCUUGCGGUGACGUUACCGCUGCUGAGGCCUCGUGCAGUGAGGAUGAUGCAAAUCUCAUGUCCACCUCUUUGGAAGCCAAGUAUUUUUCCCAGAACUUCCACCAGGAACAAGAAGAUUUAGACGAGUGGAACCACUGCCCAGACAGUCUGGAACAGGAGUUUCAACAAGGUACCAAUGCCACUCAUAAUGUGGUGUACCAGAAUGAAGAGGGGCAGUGGGUGACAGACCUGGCAUAUUACUCCACCUUUGAGAAAGAGGUUGAUGAGAAGAAAUCAACGAAUGCUGGCCAGUUUCAAAAUGAGGACUUUGUCAGUGCAGAUGAUGCUUUGGAAAAGAUAGUUCAGGAUCAAGAGGUGUUUGAAAAAGAGCACCAGUUCAUACAGGAGGAGAAGAUUGAACCGGCCAACAGCAACACUACCUUUCAGAGUGACUCCUCUUGGAAGGCGCCCACCAACAGUCACAUCCUCAUGAGGGCGUCCCAGGUCUCCUCUGACUUUAAGCAGGGGGACCAGAGUUACCUGCGACUCUCUUUCGGGCAGUUUUUUGGACAGCGCUCUGAAGCCUUGGGCUGUUUGGGCAGCAUGAGUGAGGUGGAUGGAAUUAAACGGCCAUCCUUUGGUUACAUCAUCACCUCUCCAGAGAAGAGGGAACCAUUUGCCCUGAUUCACCCCACAGAGUUCUCCACUACAGACAAAUCUCCUCACAAUGAUACCAUGGAGCUCAGUGAAGCAGACCAAACCCUUAACCCAGAGGACCUGGACAAAACUCUUGAGGCACCACAUGGAAGAACAUCACCCAAAUGUGAUAUUAAUUCACAAUGCAGUGAUCUGGAAGUACAGGACCCUGCUCUUGUAUCUCCUGACCGUCAUGAGGGUUCUUGCUCUGAGUCGAGCAUGGGCAACCAAACCCUUGUCACCCCUGACAGUAAUAGCAGUCAGCUGAUGCUGAGUAUCAGCACUAUUGCUUCAGCCAUUGCUGAUGCGUCUAUCAGCACUGACCCAUCACAGCUGGCUGCCAUGAUCAUGGAGCUCUCCAAGAGGAGUAAGGCAAGGAAGCAGAUGUCUGCUGAGUCUGCUGGAGCUGCUGUCAGCAGCACAGAAGAACCUCUUUCUCCUAAUCACCCAGAACAGAGUGCCUUGUUGGAGCAAAGCACCCAUGUUGGAGAGUAUAGUGCCUUUGACAUGGAGAAGUACUUGAAAAUGGCUGAUGUGUCCACCACCAGUGACGCCUCUUUGGCACACACUACCUUUGACCUGACUAGAUGGGCUGACUACCUCAGUCGGAAAGAACCUCAGUCAGGCUACCCAGAGGACCAGAAAAGCAUGUCGAUGGAGAGUGAGACUCAAAAAAGGCCUCCUGCUGUGUCCCAUUCAAAUGAACCGUCACCAGGUAACAAGGUUGAAUCAAAAAGAAGCUCGAUUCCUUGUCCUCGAACAUCUAUCAGCUCUUGCAGUAGAUCUGUGGGAUCAGGGCAGUCUUCCACACUCGAACCCCCUGCAGACAAACUGGUAGCUUUUGAUAAUACCACUUCUGCCACCAAGACUCGUACUUCCACAGGCAGGACUCCUACAGAAACUGGAAUAAGGCCAGGGGAUCAAAACCUCCCUGCAGCCGCACCUUGCCGGCCCAAAACCUCCCCAGGAAGAAAGAAAGGACAGUCCAGCUUGCCUAGCCUUAAAGGUCAUUCUCCCCCGACUCAGAGGGUGAAAAGAGCAAGCCAGCAGCAGGACAGACACAGUAUUUCUCCAGAGAAGAAAUCACCACCCAGAAACAUGGCAGCUACUCCACUACCAUGUAGUUCAGUGGAGAAACAAGUUGGCUUCUCUUACCAAAACAUCCAACCUCCACAAGACACUGCAUUUGAACUCCCAAAGGCUUUUCCAGAGCCUUGUGUGGAGGACACGCAGUAUAACUUCAGACCGUCCACCUCUCCACUCACCCACUCCUCUCCAAGUCAGACCUCCAUUCCCAGUGCUAAUGGUAUGGUGUCACCGUCUUCGUCCAGUGGAGGUUUAGCAGACAAACGUCCAUGUCUUGACCUCUCUUCUCAGUCUACCUGCUCCAGCCCGAGUCUCAGCAGGCUCACGUACAUCUCGAUGAAUGAUGGCACUGUCAUACCUACACCUGAGAGACAAAAGAACAACUGUAGCAUGGCACUGAGCACCACCAUCAUCAGAUUUAGUCCAACUCCACCUGUGGAACCAGAUGAACAGUCUAACCUUGAUAAUCCAUCCCUGCCUAAAAGCCUGGACCAGGUGCAACCACAGCACUCUAAAAGUCUGGACCCGCUACCAGCAUCACAGUGUAAAAGCCCAGAUCCCCCCCGCAGUGGUUCUGUUCUGAGCUGUACUCGCAGUCAGAGUGAAUGUAACUACCACUGCCCUGGGGACAGAACUAGUGAUCUUGCAGCUGGUUGCAGGGCCCACAAACAUUUCUCUGAAUCUAAUGUAAGGCAGCUCACUAAAGUGGACUCGGGCUAUUGUAGCAAUCUGAACAUUCAACAAACUAGAAACAUCACUGCUCCAGAGAGCUCCCAGCAAUGGGGAGUUGUCAGCUCUGCCCCUUCUUCUGCAUAUGCCAGUGGCCUUGGCAUUCCUCCAUCCUACUCUGAGGGAUUUCACUAUGUGCCCAUCCCCAGCUUUAAGCCUCAGUGUGCUGGCCUCACUGACCUUCCUCACCAAGGAGACAUGCAGUCCCUCCUUACUGGACGCCCCCUCUACAACUCCCAGCUGCCUCUGCAGUAUUUGGGAUCUGAAGUUCCAUUACAUCCCAGUGCUUAUCCUGUAGGAGCAGCAGGCAAUGGUCUCUACAGUGUGCCCUCUACAGGGCCUCUGGGCAUUUCUGCAGCUGUUGGCUCUCAUCAGCUCUCCAGAGCCCAUCAGAACCAACAGGACAUUGCACGAAUGGCAAAACCCUACAGUCACUUUGAUACAGAGCCACUGGUGACGGGUGGACUAGAUGAUCUGAGAGGCCAAGUGGUUGUACCAGGGGAGCUGAGCUUCCCUCAUGCCUGUUGUGUAGGCAUCGCUUCACAGACCUCCCUCAGCCUCUUCAACCCCUCUGAGAGAUGGCAGCAAGUGUCAAUCACUGUCACUAGCCUGGCUAUUGAUGGAGAGAAGGUGGAUAGCUUGCCUUAUCAGUGGCUGAUGGUAAAGAACAAGACGAUCAUUGGGCCAAAGGGUACAGAGGAGCAGAAGGUGUUGUUCAUACCACCACAGCCUGGUGUUUACCAGUGUGUCCUCAGUGUUUGCUCGUGGCCUGCGUCUGCUCAGACUGAGGUGGCUGCCAGGGCUUCUAUCUUUGCUAAAAGGGUGGUGUUGGUUGCCAUAGCAGAGAAUCCUACAAUCGAGGUGGAGGCAAGCAAAACUGGCUUUUUGGAUUUUGGAGACCUUUCUGGUGGCAGCGUCAAAUCUCUUCCUCUCAGACUGCUCAACAAGACUCAUGCCACAGUUCCCAUCCGCCUGGUCAUCAGUGCAAAGGCUACAGCGUGGCGAUGUUUCAGCUUUUCCAAGCACCCUGGUACCAUGACACAUGAAGCAGCACAGCAGGGAGGACACAUGACCCCAGUGUCUUCCCCCUCAGUGAUGAGUCAUGUGAUGCCUGCCAGCUAUGGAGAGGAUCCACCAAGCUUUGUGGUCUGGGUGCAUUUUAAAGCUCCUGAGAAGUACACAACUUCAGGAGAACUUGGUCCGGCCGAUGAGUAUGUUGCUCGAGUGGACAUUGAACUGGACUCUCCUGGUCCGAGUCAUGUCAUUUGGAGCAUUCCACUCAGCGCCAGGUCUGGAACCGCAAGGGUCCAUGCUCCUAAAGACCUGCAGACUCUGAGCCUGUCAACUCCACUGGGUAAAUCCAUUAAACAGACUUUGCCAUUGAAAAAUGCCGGAAACAUAAAUGUGCAGCUGAAAAUUAAGAGCAGUGAUGUCGAGGGCUGUUUCUGUGUUACACCUGAGGAGCUGUUGCUGAGAGAAGGAGAGGAACAGGAGAUCACUGUUUCCUUCAAAGCGCAAGACAACAGAAAAUGCAGAGAGAGUCUUCUCACCAUAUUGGUGUUGCCAUCAGGCCCUCAGUAUGAGGUAACCCUGAAAGGAGAAGUUGUCCCGGAGGAUUGUGGGAAAGCCACCAUUCCCUCUGCUGCUGUCCUUGGUCCUGGUCAGGCUAAAGACAUCCCACCCAUUCUGUCAAAUAAACAGUUCUUAGCUUGGGGAGGAGUCACUCUGGGACGAGCUAUCCAACAGAAGCUGGUUCUAAGGAACAAUUCUCCCACUGCCACACAGCAGCUACGGUUGCUUAUUCGUGGUCAAGACCAGGACUGUUUUCAGCUCCAGAGUAUGUUCAGCCCAGAAGAGCGUCUGACUCGUCAUGGCGAGCUAUCCAUCCGUCCCAGGGAGGAUGUGGCCAUACACCUGCUCUUUGCUCCCACCAGAGUGGCCUCCAUGUUGGCCAAGCUGGAGAUCAAACAGUCGGGGGUCCGACCUUCACAGCCUGGGGUCAAAUUCACUAUUCCACUGUCAGGUUAUGGUGGGACCAGCAACAUCAUCCUGGAGGACCAGAGGAAACGGGCAGACAGCUAUGUCGCAACAAUGACUGACAUCGCAGUCGGUCGUGUCAGCAAAGUGUGUCUGUGCGUGAGGAACACAGGCUCUAGGGCGGCCUUCGUCAAAGCUGUGGCCUUUUCUGAUGUGCAGACGCGAUCUGUUUUGGAGCCGUCUGUCAUCAGCCUGGCGCCCUCACAGUUUGUGCUGAAGGAAAGGACACAAGAGGUGAUAACUGUGCUCAUGAAGUCCACACAAAGAGAACAGAGCCUGUGUCAGUCAGCCAAUACACUGCUGGCUACAGUCUGUCUGUUCUGUGGAGAUGAGGUCUCCAGGCAGCAAUACAGGAGAUUGCUUCAGAACAAACCAGAGGCUGCGCAGAGGGCUCUGUCUGAGAACAGUCUGCUGAAAAACAUCGACUUCAAUGAGAAGUUCCUGGGAGAAGAAAAUGUUACAGAGACCUGCGACUUGCCCCAGCGGCCGAAUGAAGCCCAUAUCUUCUUUGGCAAUAUGAGUAAAGUGGUGGUGUCUUUGCUGGGAAGUACAAAAAGCACAGACUGUGAGGAGGGAGACGACAUGGAACUGCAGCUGCCCUCUGCACAAGGUUCAAAGACGGUCAGUGGUUUGGCAAAUGGCAGCGUGUCAUUGGAUGUGCUGCCAGUCAAGGGUCCCCAGGGUCCAGCAAUGAGAGUGACUGAACCCUCCAUAAAGUCUUCAGAGCCGUUACACCGACAGUCAGAGUCCUGGACCAUCCAUCCAGAACAGCUUAUCCUCACUACUCCUACCAUCACUGGUGCAGCUGCUACCAGUCAUACUCGGAUCCAUAACAACACAUCAAGAGAGUUGAGCUUUGAUUUGUCCUGGCCUGCUCACUGCCUCACCAUCACACCUCAGCACGGAGUUAUUGAGCCUCAGUGCCAUCUGCAGAUUUUGAUCAGCCCUAACCCCUCACUAGCAAAUAAAUCUGCCCUGCUGCCAUGGAGUGGACAAGUUUAUGUCCAGUGUGAUGGUCAGCAGAAGUUUAUUAAGGUCCAGAUUCGUCAGGACCUGGCUCUGGAUGUGUCCGCAACCCCAGCAGAUGUGACGCUGUCGGCCCUGCCUCCUCACGCUGCCACUCCUGUGCCUCCUGUGGUCAGGCUCCCCACAAAACCCUUACUGUCCCUACAGAGCCCACAGACUCCUGAGACGCCUCAGGCGCUGGUGGAGAUCAACAACAGAACUAUUGUCUUCCCCACCACUCCCUCAGGGGAAACAUCAGAAGCCCAGCUGGAGGUGCAGAAUAGGGAAGUAGAAGUGAGGUGGUACCUGUCAUCAUUUGCCCCACCAUAUGUCAAGGGAGUUGACAACACAGGAGAUGUGUACCGGGCCACGUACACUGCUUUCCGAUGCUCCAGGGUCUCGGGAACUCUGGGAGCACAUGAAAAGAUGCAGGUGCCGAUCACUUUUCUACCGAGGGACAGAGGGGACUAUGCUCAGUUCUGGGACUUGGAAUGCCACCCACUGUCUGAUCCUCAUCAGAAAAGCAGAAUCCGUUUUCAAAUAUGUGGCACUGGAAUUAAGAGUGGACCGGUGGAAGGACCACAGGAAGGAGACAACACGCUAGUGAAAACGGAGACCACGGUCAAGAGCAGGAAGAGAUCUGAGGCCUCAGCAGGCAAAACCAGCCAGGAGGAGGCUGUGUGGAGAGGAGUGUAUGCUCCACAGGAUCUGUACACCUUCCCCGCCACACGAGUGGGUGAGUCCAGCACCCUGAAGGUCAGCAUCCGUAACAACUCCACCAACAUGCAUGAGCUGAGAUUUGUAAACACUAAGGAGCCAUUCUACAUCAAGCAUUCCAAAUAUUCCCUGAGAUCACAGCACUAUCUGAAGCUACCCGUCCAGUUCAAGCCCAGCUCUCCAGGCGGACACGGCGGCUUGCUGCUCAUCCAGUCAGAAACAAGUGGAAGUCUCGUUAUCCAGCUGACUGGUGAGGCAUUGCCUUGAACUCACCAGCUACCAUCCUACGCCACCCCCUCGUACUGACUGGCAGAAGGAAAAACUGCAAAAAUGCAGAGGAUCACAUAAAAAACUGGACUUGUCAUCAUAUUUGGAAGUGUGGACUGAAGCUGAUUAACUGGAAAUGACUGAGGAUCUGUAGGUAACAUUUGCCUCUAGAUAAGCCACAGGUGCCACGUGGAAAAUAAGAAUCAGUCUGCACCAGUCUGGCAUUUCAGAAGAGUUGGUGAUUAUUUUUUGCCACUUGACUCUAUUACUGGUAUUUGCCUUAUCCCUACAAUGUGUCACACAGGAGCUUUUGUUGUUGCCAGUAGCAGUACCAGUCGGGAUAUGCUGGGGAUUACUAAAUCAGUCACUCAGGAAUGCCUUUGUCUCUUGUUUGCUAACACUAUAGUGAUUUUCGUUUUUACACAGUACAUAACUGAGAAGGAGCUUGGGAAUGUUUUUGGGGUCAAAACCGAUUGAAGUCAUUUCCAUUAGUCACUAACAAAACCACUUAAGAUGGAAUAUUCCGUUUUACUUUAACCGUGUCUGUUGACAUUUCAUAGGAUUUUCUUAAUCCUGUGUGCUUGUGUGGUUUCUUCAUUCAGAUCCCACCUGCACAGUGGCCUUUGUCAGCACCAUGUGUUCACUUGUUCCACACAGACCAAUGCACUUGAUUUAGUUAUGAUCUUGGAGGCUGGUUAAUGAUUAUUAUUAUUACAUGCUUAAAGAGUUUCCUCUGGUGGAUUACUUACUUCAGCAGUUUGCCAGGCCUGCUUAGUAUGGUUACCAUGGUGAAACGCUGUUAAUUACAGUUGAAGUCAGAGAAAAUUAGCUCCCUGUUUCCUCUUUUGGCUGUGGGGCAAAUGGCCAAAAUUGCAUGGGGGUUUGGGAUUAACAUCUGUAGUGGUUUUGUGUAGCUGGAGGGUUUAAUUUCAUGUGAGAUGUUGUGUUAACCUUUUUUAUAUGACAACAUUCUGGAAAGAGAGCACUAGUGUAGAGGAUUGUUUUCAUACACGUACAGCACAUUUUAAUAUGAAGGCAGUGUAUUGUUAAUGGCUGCCCUCUUCAUGCCCGGACAGCUAUUCUAACAUACUUUGAUUUACAAUUUGCACAUGUUUAAAUAGCAUAAUAUUGUAAUAUAUUGUUUGUACACAUUUUAAAUAAAACUUGUAAUAAAUA